This is a messenger RNA of Sorex fumeus (smoky shrew), 2208 nucleotides long. It is a transcript of the gene BBS4, whose product is annotated as Bardet-Biedl syndrome 4. NCBI's taxonomy places the organism in Eukaryota, Metazoa, Chordata, Mammalia, Eulipotyphla, Soricidae. The record is from RefSeq and is a predicted model, not a curated record. Gene Ontology annotation, molecular function: protein binding. Bases 43 to 1599 code for a protein of 518 amino acids. Gene Ontology annotation, cellular component: ciliary basal body. The transcript has 16 exons. Gene Ontology annotation, biological process: cilium assembly; protein localization to cilium.
ACGGCCAACUUCCGGCUGCGCGGCGGAGGGGGCGGAGCCAAGAUGGCUGCGGAGACUGCGGUGACGAAAACACAGUUUGGUGCAACUGCUGAAUCUCAGAGUUCUCGGCCGAAAAAAGCCCCAGACUUUCCUAUUUUGGAGAAGCAGAACUGGUUGAUCCAUCUUCACUAUAUCCGAAAAGAUUAUGAAGCAUGCAAGGCUGUUAUCAAAGAACAGCUUCAGGAAACUCAGGGGUUGUGUGAAUAUGCUAUCUAUGUACAAGCACUGAUACUUCGCCUGGAAGGAAAUAUCCAAGAAUCCCUCGAACUCUUUCAGACAUGUGCUGUUCUUAGCCCUCUGUGUGCUGAUAACCUCAAGCAAGUGGCCAGAUCUUUAUUUCUUUUGGGAAAACAUAAAGCUGCCACUGAAGUAUAUAAUGAGGCUGCUAAACUUAACCAGAAAGACUGGGAGAUCUGUCAUAACCUAGGAGUUUGCUACAUUUACCUGAAACAGUUCAACAAGGCGAAAGACCAGUUGCACAAUGCCCUGCAUCUUCACAAGCAUGACCUGACUUACAUAAUGCUAGGGAAGAUCCAUUUGCUGGAGGGGGACUUGAACAAAGCCAUCGAAAUCUACAAGAAAGCUGUGGAGUUUUCACCAGAAAAUACAGAACUUCUGACAACUUUAGGAUUACUCUACUUAGAGCUUGGCAUUUACCAGAAGGCAUUUGAACAUCUUGGAAAUGCACUGACUUACGACCCUACGAACUAUAAGGCCAUCCUAGCGGCAGGUAGCAUGAUGCAGACCCACGCAGACUUUGACGUUGCCCUCACCAAGUACAGAGUAGUAGCAUGUGCUGUUCCUGAAAGUCCUCCACUCUGGAAUAACAUUGGAAUGUGUUUCUUCGGCAAGAAGAAAUAUGUGGCAGCUAUCAGCUGUCUGAAACGAGCCAACUACUUGGCACCCUUUGACUGGAAGAUUCUGUUUAAUUUGGGCCUGGUCCAUUUGACCAUGCAGCAGUACGCAUCGGCUUUUCAUUUUCUCAGCGCAGCUAUCAACUUCCAGCCAAAGAUGGGGGAGCUUUACAUGCUGUUGGCUGUGGCUCUGACCAAUUUGGAAGAUACAGAGAAUGCUAAGAAAGCUUACUCAGAAGCAGUGCGUCUGGACAAGUGUAACCCUUUAGUAAACCUGAACUACGCGGUGCUCCUGUACAACUGCGGGGAGAAGAGAGGUGCCCUGGCCCAGUACCAGGAGAUGGAGAAGAAAGUCAACCUGCUCAAGGACAGCGUGUCUCUAGACUUUGACCCUGAGAUGGUGGACAUGGCCCAGAAGUUGGGAGCUGCUCUCCAGGUUGGGGAGGCACUAGUCUGGACUAAACCAGCUAAAGACCCCAAAUCAAAGCAACGGACCACUUCAACCAGCAAACCUGCCAGUUCCCAGCAGCCUCUGGGCUCUAAUCAAGCUCUCGGACGGGCUAUGUCUUCAGCAGCUGCAUACAGGAAGCUCCCUUCAGGUACUGGAGGCAGCACACUCCAGCUCCCAAAAGAACCAUCUCUUCCGCUCGAGCCAGCCGUGGAAGCUCAUCCAACGGAAGCAGCAGCACAAAUCAGAGAAAAAUAGGAACGAGCUGACCCCCCAGAAGUAGGGGGUUCUUUGGCGAGGAUGUAGCAGAAUUAGAUGCAGGCAGAGUGGAGCCUGGUGCAUGAAGGUGAUCAGGAGGGGCCCCGGGAACCAGAAGGAAAGCAGCCAGAUCAGUCCUUUAAGAACUGAGAGCCAGCAGGGCACACGACACUGUGUGCUUCUGAAAGGGAGGUGUGACACAGACCUCUGCCCCAUCAUGACCAUGAGGCCUUGGGUUAGCUGAGGCGACCCUCAGGUAUUUCAGCUCCAGGGCUACUUGGAUUAAUCAUCCAGUUACAUAGUUUUUGAAAAAUGGAAAAUACCUCUGAAUUGAGGCCCAGCCUGCUGAGUGAAUUUCCAGCGUCACUUGCAGAAGGGAAUCCAGAACAAGUCCAGUUCUUGAGAGAGGUCACAAUGUAUAGCGCCAGAUCGUGUCAGUGUAAGAAUGAAGGAGUUUUAUGUAAAAUAAUCAAUGAUAUCACAGGCCAGAUACUAUCGAUAUUCUAUGUAAUGUGUAUGUCCUUUUUAGAAUAAAGAUUAUGUGCUGUCAUUCCUUUGAGAAAGUUAUUCAGGCAUAAAAAUGAGAGAUUACAAUAAAAAGUUUAAAAA